Molecule: messenger RNA, 2204 nt
Organism: Prosopis cineraria
Lineage: Eukaryota; Viridiplantae; Streptophyta; Magnoliopsida; Fabales; Fabaceae
Product: pentatricopeptide repeat-containing protein At5g39680-like
Biological process (GO): RNA modification
Molecular function (GO): zinc ion binding; RNA binding; protein binding
Source: RefSeq, a predicted model, not a curated record
AUGGCUAUAUUGGUAAAGACGCAAGCAGGGUUUCCAUUGAUAAAUCUUGCUAAGUUAAAGGGGAUUCCUAUUUUGCAGCAGUUGCAUCUGGAGAAGUGGCUGCUGCGAACUAGCUCAGACAAUUGGUGCAUUAGAAAUGAUGGAACCAAAGACCUGACUAAGCUUUUGAAAGUGCUAGCUGAUACCAAAAAUUUAAAAUUUGGUAAAACUGCUCAUGCCCAGUUGGUUGUUAGGAAUCAAACUUCAAAAGAUAGUGACAUCUCUCAAAUAAAUUCAUUGAUCAACCUAUAUGUCAAAUGUAGUCAAAUACAGCUUGCUCAAAAGCUAUUCGAUAGAAUGCAUAAGAGGAACGUAGUAUCUUGGAGUGCCUUAAUGGCAGGAUAUUUGCAUAAGGGGGAUGAAUUGGAGGUUUUUGGACUUUUUAAAGCUUUAGUUUCCUUGGAAAAUUCAUGGCCAAAUGAGUAUAUUUUUACUACAAUUAUUUCUUGCUGUUCUGAUAGUGGGAGAGUUGAUGAGGGUAAGCAAUGUCAUGGCUAUCUGUUAAAGUCUGGAUUGUUAUUUCAUCAAUAUGUGAAGAAUGCCCUUAUUCAUAUGUACUCAAGGUGCUUUCAUGUGGAAUUAGCGAUGCAGAUUUUGGAUACAGUGCCUGGUCAUGAUGUUUUUUCAUACAAUUCUAUCAUGAAUGCACUUGUAGAAUCUGGUUAUACAAGGGAAGCUGAAGCAGUUUUAGCAAGGAUGGUGGACCAAUCUGUAGCUUGGGAUAAUGUCACUUAUGUUACUCUGUUUGGCUUUUGUUCUCAUAUUAGAAAUUUGCAAUUUGGUUUGCAAAUCCAUGCCCAACUGUUGAAAUCUGAUCUGAAGUUUGAUGUCUUUGUUAGUAGCGCAAUGAUAGACAUGUAUGGGAAAUGUGGAGGAGUCUGGAAUGCAAGAAAAGUUUUUGAUGGCCUUCAAAAUCCGAAUGUGGUCGCAUGGACAGCAGUCAUGGCAGCUUACUUGCAGAAUGGGCAUUUUGAGGAAACUCUGAACCUAUUUAGAAUUAUGGAUCUUAAGGACACUGCACCAAAUGAGUGUACUUUCUCAGUGUUGCUUAAUGCUUGUGCAGGUCUAGCAUUGUUAAGCCAUGGUGAUACAUUACAUGCUCGGGUCGAGAAGGCAGGUUUUAAGAAUCAUUUAACUGUCAGAAAUGCUUUGAUAAACAUGUAUUCCAAGACUGGCAGCAUUGAUUCAGCAUAUAAUGUGUUCUCAGAUAUGUUGUAUCGAGAUACCAUCACUUGGAAUGCUAUGAUAAGUGGGUACUCCCACCAUGGACUUGGUAGGCAAGCUCUAAAAGUUUUUGAAGACAUGAUUUAUACUGGAGAACGUCCAAACAGCAUAACUUUUGUUGGUGUUCUUUCUGCUUGCGCACAUUUAGGCCAUGUAAAAGAAGGGUUCUACUAUUUGAAUCAUCUAAUGAAAAAAUUCGAAAUUGAACCAGGAUUGGAGCACUACACAUGCAUGGUCGCACUUUUGAGCAAAGUUGGCCUUCUCAAUGAAGCCGAGAACUUCAUGAAGACAACACAGGUCAAGUGGGAUGUUGUUGCCUGGCGUACUUUGCUCAAUGCUUGUCAUGUUCUUCGAAAUUACGGUAUGGGAAGAAAAAUUGCAGAACAUGUCAUACAGAUGGAUCCUCAUGAUGUGGGAACAUACACAUUGCUGUCAAAUAUGCAUGCCAAGGCAAGGAGGUGGGAUGGAGUUGCAAAGAUUCGAAAACUGAUGAGGGACAGAAACAUUAAGAAGGAACCUGGGGCAAGUUGGCUUGGGAUUAGAAAUGACACACACACCUUUCUUUCAAAAGCCAGCAAUCAUCCUGAGUCUAGUCAAAUUUCGAAGGUCCAACAAUUGUUGGCAAUGAUUAGGCCAUUAGGAUACAUACCAGAUACUGCUGUUGUGCUGCAUGAUGUGGAAGAUGAACAGAAAGAAGGCUAUCUGAGUUAUCACAGUGAAAAGCUGGCCAUAGCAUAUGGACUCAUGAAAAUACCCUCACCAGGACCCAUCCGUGUGAUAAAGAACCUUAGGAUGUGUGAUGAUUGCCACAAUGCUGUGAAACUAAUUGCAAAGGUCACAAACAGGUUGAUCAUUGUUAGAGAUGCUAACCGUUUUCAUCAUUUCCAAGAUGGUUAUUGUACUUGUUCUGAUCACUGGUAGCAAACUAAUGAUUCUUCUCA